AAAGUUAGUAGUCUGCGUUAGACAGCAUGGCGGCCACUGGAGUAGAUUCAGAAAUUACUAAAAGCGAUAAAUAUUCGAUAUUAUUACCCACAUACAACGAAAGAGAAAAUCUUCCUAUUAUAAUAUGGCUAAUAAUCAAAUACCUAGAUAGAAGUGGAAUAGAUUUUGAAGUGAUAAUUAUUGAUGAUGGAAGCCCCGAUGGAACAUUAGAGGUUGCCAAGCAAUUACAAAAUUUAUACGGCUCUAAUAAAAUCGUGCUUCGACCUCGUGAAAAGAAAUUAGGACUUGGCACUGCUUACAUUCAUGGCAUUAAACAUGCGACCGGCAACUUUAUUAUUAUUAUGGAUGCUGACCUAAGUCACCACCCUAAAUUCAUUCCAGAGUUCAUAGAGGUGCAGAAAGAAAAUGACUAUGAUAUAGUUACUGGCACUCGCUAUAUAAAUGGAGGAGGGGUGUAUGGUUGGGACUUUAAGCGAAAAUUAAUAUCUAGAGGUGCCAACUUUUUAACUCAAAUGCUACUAAGACCUGGGGUGUCAGAUUUAACAGGGUCAUUUAGGUUGUACAAAAAAGAUGUUCUACUGAAACUUGUAGAAAGUUGUGUGUCAAAGGGAUAUGUAUUUCAAAUGGAAAUGAUAAUCAGAGCCCGGCAGUUGAACUACACUAUAGGGGAGGUGCCCAUCACAUUUGUGGAUCGAGUGUAUGGGGAAUCUAAGCUUGGUGGUACUGAGAUUAUUCAAUUUGCUAAGGCUCUCUUAUAUUUAUUUGCUACCACAUAAAUUUAGCAAAUUGACAGAGGUGGCCAAGCAUAUUCAGCAGUCAUGAUCAUGUACAAAAAAUUCAAUCCGUUGGUUCUUGAAUUCUUUAUACACAAGUCCAUAAAUAUUCUGGAUUAGUGACAACAAAUUGCAAAUAUCAAAAUGAAAUAUGAAAUAAAAUUAUUGAAGGUAUUGAUUAAGUUUAUUAUAAGUUCUAAAAAGUCAUUAUAAA
This is a messenger RNA of Pieris rapae (cabbage white), 987 nucleotides long. It is a transcript of the gene Dpm1, whose product is annotated as dolichol-phosphate mannosyltransferase subunit 1. The coding region runs from base 27 to 776 and encodes 249 amino acids. Gene Ontology annotation, molecular function: dolichyl-phosphate beta-D-mannosyltransferase activity. The transcript has 5 exons. The record is from RefSeq and is a predicted model, not a curated record. Lineage: Eukaryota; Metazoa; Arthropoda; Insecta; Lepidoptera; Pieridae. Gene Ontology annotation, cellular component: endoplasmic reticulum membrane. Gene Ontology annotation, biological process: GPI anchor biosynthetic process; protein O-linked glycosylation via mannose.